AUGAAGAUUAAGAUAGGUGAAGUUGAUGUUGAGUUUCCUUAUGAGCCGUACAAUAUUCAGAAGAAAUACAUGGAAAAAUUAAUAGAAGCAAUAAUUACAAAGAAGAAUGCGAUGCUAGAGUCCCCAACAGGCACUGGUAAGACACUCAGCUCUAUUUGAGCAGCCAUGGCAUGGCUGAAGAAGGAAAAAGAGAACAGGAAAGUUCCUGAAGAUGAAGAACACUUUUUCUAUGGACAUCGUCCUGGAGAUGUUGUCAAUAUGGAUAAGCCAAGGGUAUAUUUUUGCUCUAGGACUCAUACUCAGUUGUCACAAGUAAUCAAGGAGGUUAAGAAUACAAGCUAUAAUCCUUCAGUAGCUAUUUUAGCAUCCCGAACAAAUAUAUUCAGAAGACUCUAUUGAUCAAGCUUGAAAGAAAUUACUAUAAAAGAAAGAAGGCUUGAGAGGGUUUCUUGAAAGUACAAAGAUAACAUAGAAGUCUUCCUCAAAGAUAACAGAAGAAAUAAAUCAGUGAUCAGAGACAUUGAAGAACUAAAUGAGCUUGGAAGUUCCCAGUCAAUAUGACCUUAUUUUUACCAAAGAAAUCAAGCUAGAAAUGCUGAUCUAGUCCUGAUGCCUUACAAUUAUUUAAUAGACGGAUCAGCCAGGGCAAGCAGUAAUUUAUCGUUCGAAGGUUCUGUAAUCAUCAUUGAUGAGGCUCAUAAUAUUGACUCUAUCUGAGAGAAUUCGGCUAGCCAGGAAUUCACAGAGGAAACUCUAGAUCAAAUGUUGUCACAGAUAAGAUCAGCCGAUAAAAAGAUUAAUACACUUGAAGCGGAAAGGCCGAAAAAGGUAUCUUCUAUCCAUUCUUCAACCUCGCAAGAUAGACAGGACGUCAUUGGACUGGUUCAAGGUUUGAAAUAAUUUCAUCAAAAGUUCUUGGGAAAAUAAAUGUUGGAGUAUGUUCAAAAGAGUAAAUGAUUGCACCAUGAUCGCUCAAGUUGGAAAUAUCAUCGAGUUCUUGAAUACAGCUCUCCAGAAACAUAAUUCUAGCACAAUUAAGUUUGAAGAAGAAAAAGAUAUUUCUGGGACGAAAUGUAUAGAUGAAGAACCAAGCCUCUCUACCAUCAGUAGAAAAAACUUUUACGAAUGGCUAAACAUCAUUAGAGGAGUUACUUCAGAUCUUCACAUUCACAUGUAUAACAAAGUUGAGCUGACUAAUCUAUUUCAGAUAUUUGACAUGACUUUAUCAUUACUCAAUAACAUGCAAUCUUCGUCUACAAAGGCUCAGAAAGAGAAAUCUAAAUUAUUUACAUCCCAGUUCCAAUUAAUAGCAACAAAGGAAGAAUCUAAAUAUGACGACAUUGUUUGGAAAACCUCUGUAAAACUUACUUUUCAGUGACUAUCCCCUGAAUAUGUUUUUACAAAACUAAAAAGUCUCAGGCCAAGAUCGAUCAUCCUGACCUCAGGAACUUUAUCUCCUCUGGACUCCCUUGAGUCAGAACUCGGAUUGGAAUUUCCAGUGAGAUUGGAAAACAAGCAUGUAAUUUAUCCUGAUCAAAUCUUCCUAUCAACUCUCUCACAAGGCACGGCUGGGAAUCCCUUCAGGUUUACUUAUUAUACGAAGGAUCUACACGAAAUGAACGAAGACCUUGGGCUUACAAUCAUCGAGAUUCUGUACAAGUCUAAAAACGGCUCACUCAUAUUCUUUAAAUCAUACGAAAUGAUGCAGGCGAUGUUGGACCUCUGGACUAACAAAAUGCAGUUGUUCAAACCAGAAGGAGCUCUAAGAUAUCACUUUAAGACAACCAAACUCAGCCUUACUGAUAAUGAGAAGCACAUCAUCUUCAUAGAACCUCAGAAAGCAUCAGAAUUCGGAAAAAUCAAAGCUCAGUUUGAGACUAAAAUUAGUAAAGGAGAAAACACAACUCUGAUGGGUGUCUGUAAGGGCAAAGUCUCAGAAGGCAUGGACUUCUCGGAUACAGCAGCCAGACUAGUCAUCGUCAUUGGUAUUCCAAAUGCAGUCUGGACGGAUCCCAAAGUUCAGUGAAAAUAAGCGGUAUCUUGAAGAGAAGAGGAAUUUUGCAGUCAAUAUAAGCAAAGACUCAUCUGAUAAUUACUUAAAUGGUGCUCAGUGGUAUGACCAGCAAGCUCAAAGAGCUGUAAAUCAAGCUAUCGGUAGGGUUAUCCGUCAUAGAAAAGAUUAUGGAGCCAUCAUCUUGAUUGAUAACAGAUAUUCUCUUUAUCGGGAACACAGAUCAAACUGGAUGUCUUCACUUCAAAAAGAUUACGACUCCUUAGAGACCCUACUCUUCGAAAUGAAUGCAUUUUAUAAAUAGAAUGGACAAAUCAGACCCUAAAAGCUCCGACUACGAUGAAGAAGAAGUCAAAUUUCGUGACAUAAUGUACAAAUCCCACUCAGAACUCAGAGAAAAGAUAAAAAACACAACUAAAACCCUCUCCACCUGCCACGCCACCCUCAAAUCAUUCCAAAAACGUCCAAAAGUAAAAUCCAUCUCCAUUGAAGAAGAGUUCGCCAAAAUUGAAACAUUUUACCAAGAACAAAAAGAUUCAACCUAA
This is a messenger RNA of Moneuplotes crassus, 2556 nucleotides long. The record is from the annotation of a GenBank genome assembly. Lineage: Eukaryota; Ciliophora; Spirotrichea; Euplotida; Euplotidae.